Ceratina calcarata is the source of this 1616-nucleotide messenger RNA. Its product is annotated as Pyrroline-5-carboxylate reductase-like 2. Bases 660 to 1616 code for a protein of 318 amino acids. The transcript has 8 exons. NCBI's taxonomy places the organism in Eukaryota, Metazoa, Arthropoda, Insecta, Hymenoptera, Apidae. Gene Ontology annotation, molecular function: pyrroline-5-carboxylate reductase activity. Gene Ontology annotation, biological process: L-proline biosynthetic process. The record is from RefSeq and is a predicted model, not a curated record.
GUGUGUGUGUGUGUGUGUGUGUUGAUGAGAAAUUGAACGCGCAGUAUCGCGUGGUUCUAGACAAUUCGAGAUUGAAACGCCUUAUAGACCCUGUAAAAGAUAUCAUCAGAUAAGGGGGCGACACGAUUAUAUGUAUUUGGAUUGCGAUUGGUCACACACAAUCGAAUAGGUGGUAGUUUUCCGUGUCUGAUCUCCGAUGAACGCGGCAAUUGUCAGUCAAAUUUCAACUUCGUACGCCGUACGCGGUGAUAUAUAAGCAGCAGCGGUGUGGAGGUAGAGAUGAGUGUGCUAUUAAACUUAUUUCGACACACGAAACUUUUUCAUCAUCUACUACUACGAGUACCGAUCGAACACACACACACACAGGGUUAUUGCAUCGGCCGGUACGUACAUACACACCGUCCAUCACAGGAGCAGCCUGCCGCAGUAUAUGUAAACGGUCACAGUCUAUGUAUUUACGUUCAAACAAGCUUUUAAGUAUACCUAAUUUCUUCAAAUGGUAUGUAAUUUGAAUACUACAGUUCUACCAUUACAAUUACAGAAUUCAGAAAAUUGAGCCACUUAUCGUGGCGCCAUACACGUGAUCACAACAAUUACUAGUUGAUCGAUAAACAAUCUCGUACGAAGCCGCCGCCGCUGUAAGAAAAGAGCUGAGAGAAAUGACUGUGGGACUGAAGACCAUGGAAUUUUUGCGAUUAGGCCGACGGAUUCGUCGACGGUUAAACGCGAGGAAUGUAAGCGAUCAACUUCUCGGCGACGGUGAAGAGAAGAGGAAGAGAAUCGCCUCGAACGUCGACACGAAAAUGUUGAAGAUCGGGUUCAUAGGAGGCGGCAAAAUGGCCCAGGCUCUGGCCAAGGGCUUCAUUCGAGCUGGGCUGAGCAAGGGGGAGAUGAUGUUGGCCAGUUGUCUACCGAACGACACGGGCAGCAUAGAUGCGUUUCAGGAAAUCGGCUCGAGCACCGUAUUUUCGAACGAGCCAGUCAUCAAUUACGGCGACGUUCUGAUCCUGUCGGUGAAGCCACAGGUGAUGCCGAAAGUGCUCCCGGAAUUGAAGAAUUACACGAAACUCUUACUCUCAAUAGCGAUGGGAGUUCCACUGGCGUCGAUAGAAAAAGCCGUGCCAGCGGGAACGCCGGUGAUAAGGGUGAUGCCCAACGUUCCGGCCAUCGUAGGCUGCGGUGCGACGGUCUACACUCGCGGAAAGCAUGCCGGAGACAAAGAAGCUGAGAUAGCAGAAAAAUUAUUUUCCUCCGUAGGCGUGUGCGAGGAAGUUCCUGAGAACUUGAUCGAUCCUGUUACGGCUUUGGCUGCUUCCGGGCCUGCAUACGUGUACAUGAUGAUAGAAGCUUUGGCUGACGGUGCUGUAAAGAUGGGCCUUAUGAGGCCAACUGCUUACAAGCUGGCUGCACAAACUGUCCUCGGAGCCGGUACCAUGGUUCGCGAUACAAACAUGCAUCCAGGACAGCUUAAAGACGACGUGGCCUCGCCAGGAGGAUGCACCAUAACUGCGAUCCAUUAUUUGGAGCGGCACGGACUGAGGUCAGCUCUGAUCGGUGCGGUCGAGGCAGCGACGAAGAGAUGCAAGGAAGUCAGUUCGCACUCCGACAAAAAUUAA